AUGAUCAAGCUUCGUAAUAUUGGUCCCGACGAAUGGGAGAUAUGGAGACAUCAAAGACUGGCUGCGCUUACGAAUGCACCCUAUGCAUUUUCAUCGAAAAUUGCAGACUGGGAGAGUGCGCCGGAGCAACGAUGGCGCGACCGGCUUAGCAUACAUGGCGGUUACCAAGUGGUUGCUUCUCUCCACGAUACGAUAGUUGGCAUGGCCGGAGGAGUUCUACUUGACGAGCCUGAGGUUGCAGAGCUUGUGUCUAUGUGGGUUGAUCCUGCUGCACGAGGCCGUGGAGUCGGAGACGCACUAGUGGCUGCUGUUGAAGAAUGGGCCUACGGUACUGGUGCCACCAUUCUUAAACUAUCUGUGAUAGAGAACAAUUACCCAGCUCGUAAGCUCUACUUCCGGAAUGGGUUUGUCGACGUUGAACUUGAAAGCGGCCGUAUGGAUAUUAAUGAUAUGUGCAGUGAGAGGGUUAUGUUAAAGAAAAAGCAGUAG
Messenger RNA from Penicillium lagena, 489 nucleotides. RefSeq names its product GNAT family N-acetyltransferase. The record is from RefSeq and is a predicted model, not a curated record. The coding region runs from base 1 to 489 and encodes 162 amino acids. Gene Ontology annotation, molecular function: acyltransferase activity, transferring groups other than amino-acyl groups. The transcript has a single exon. NCBI's taxonomy places the organism in Eukaryota, Fungi, Ascomycota, Eurotiomycetes, Eurotiales, Aspergillaceae.